Molecule: messenger RNA, 2824 nt
Organism: Suillus clintonianus
Lineage: Eukaryota; Fungi; Basidiomycota; Agaricomycetes; Boletales; Suillaceae
Exons: 2
Coding region: 45-2549 (834 amino acids)
Source: RefSeq, a predicted model, not a curated record
CGCCAUGCCAAAUUUUAUUUAUUGAUGUCGCUGAUGUGACUAUUAUGGUACAUAUUUCUCACGCCUGCAGAUGUUCAACUGACCAUCAAGUUCAACCGAGGCCAGAGGACUCUCGUCGUCGUCCGAGACGGCGAGCCCGCCUCCUUAGCUCACCGUUCACAAUGGCGUCCCAGAUCGCUUCAUCUCACUCAAUCGCCAACACUGCAUCCUCCACGUCUUUAUCACCCAGUCUCGCCAAUCUGAACGCCCUAUCUUCCCCCAGGCCUUCCCAGCAGCGGCGCAUGACGGCUUCAGCCCUGCCACCUCCAACAUCGUUGAACCUGCCUGAACCUGUCUAUGGUCAUCCUGGGCACGCCCCAGCAUCACCCCGGCGGCCACCAUCGCCCCUACGCAACGAAUUUACCCACCGAAGAUUCUCAAACGGCAGCCACUCCGGAGAUGAUGAUGAUGAUGACGAAGAAGAGGAAGAUCGCACGUGGCCUCGCAGCCGUUCCCCUACCUCUGCCUCAGUCACUCAGUUCGCUGCGCAACUCGCAAACCGCGUCAAUUCCUUCAUCAGUCCCUCGGUAACAAGCAGACCUCUUCCGUCUGACGAAGAAUUGGAAGCUGAAGCUCAGAGAGAGCGCGACAGAAGUCGACGAGAAGCCGAACGUAUACUCACACGAGAAGCAGAAGAAAGGCGGGCUGUGGAGGAACGCGUGCUUGCCAUGAUGAAUAGUUCCCCGCAAUCACUUCCCCCUCCUCGAAGUAGAUCGCAGACGCUACCAAACCCCCCCUCUCCUGCGCACUCUCAGAAGGACAGUAGCCCCAGUUGGUGGACAGCCGCCAAAGCACGCUUGACUCCUACAAAAGAUAAAGAACCUCUCACUCCAGCCCAGCAAGUCAUAGAAGAAACUAAGGCUCGCGAAAAGGAAACGAAGAACACUAAAGGAAAGGACAAGGAAUGGCCUGCCUCUUCUACGAGCAAAUACACCAAUCCCGCUUACCUCAACUUGAAAAUACCACCAGGUGGCCCUCCCCCUCGCACGUCGUCUCCUACUUCCCCGACUCCAGUCCGAACACCUGUAAACCUAUCCCCUGCCCGUGUCACACAAGCUCCGAUCAAUCUCUCGCCCGCCUCAAUUCAGAGAGGAACUUCUCCAGGCGGCUCACCUGCUCGCGAGCCACCUCCACUUUACGCUUCGUUCACACCCUCGGGUACUCUGGAUGUACCAGGUACACUGCUACUAAUUGCGAAGCGCUUCGAGAAGCUAGAGAGAUGGAGUGUCACCCACGUGCGUGCGCUCGAAGAGCGUAUGGGUGAUGUUGAGCGCUGGCUGGUCGACAAGGAAAAUCAACGCAGUACGGAGAGGGAGUCUUCAAACACCGAGAAGCCCUCUCAUGAGUCUGAGCUGGCUGCUAUUCGAGGAGACGUCACUGAGCUACAGUCUCGCACAUCAGAGCUCGGCCGAGAGAUGGCACGCCUUGCAACAUCUCCUGCCGUUAUCUCCUCUAAUGGUGCCAUCCGUAGCUCGCCAGUCAUGAGCACCGCCCCUCCGAUGGAGUCGUCCAUCGUCAGCCCUCAUGAAUCCACCUUCUCUAGCACAGCUGACGGCACAUUCUCCGAAUUUUCAUCCUCUAAUACUACUUCGGCUCUAGAAAAUAUACGCAGUCUCUCCACUCCCCGCCGUGCACCAUCUCUUACAGCUCGCGAGUCGACGAGUCCACCCCUCGCUCGUGCGUCCACACGCCGUACACCAUCAGGGUCCAGGACGCGUCUUCCAUAUCCAACGGGCGACUACACCAGCCCGGGAGAACUAAUAUCCCCACCUCACACUCCAGCUAGUUCGCCUCCACUACCGGCACGUCCUACAUCUAUGAUGAUUUCGGGAUUGCCAGCUUUAUCCAGUCCGUUGGAACUCCCCGCUGCACUCUCUCCGCCUGGUCAAGUGCCAUCCCCUAGCCCGAGUGGCCUGCCCCCUCCCAGUAUGCAUAGCCCCCGCCGAGGCAGCGUGAGUCCUUCGCCUAUGCAAGCAGGGCGUAAGCGAUACACCGUCGCCCUUGGAGGACCCAUUGUAGCACCCGCUGAAGCUGAGUUCGACUACGAGAGCGAGCCUUCGGGCUUUGGCACACCAUCUUUCUCCUCUGCACUGGAGAGCAGUGACGACGACGAAGAUGACCAAAUUGCCGCAGAUAAUACCAUAGGGAAGAAAUCCGCGUUCCGUGCGAUGACUACUGCAAAGUUUGGUAGCGGUGAUUUGGCGAGCGCUGCGCCUGGUAAUAACAGCCCAGGUAACCGUACCCGCGCGCAGUCCACAUAUGCUGGGUUCGCGAAUCCACUGCAGAGUAACCAAUCGGUGUCUUCACAGUCAUCACACCGUUUCCGAUCGCAGUCCAUUGACUUCCGGUCGGAUAGCACGUUUGGUGGCGACCAAGCCAAAUUUGUGGAUCCGCUUGUUCUGCGGCGGCAGGAGAAAACGGAGAAGGGAAAGGGAAAGCCUCUAGUGGGUCCAGGAAAGAAGGUUCCUGUAGGACAGCUCGUGGCGUUCUUUGAUUCAGAGCGUCGCUGAGUGCGCGCUGUUAUUUUUGUGAUGAUGUUUGACUUUCACGCUUCCAUCUCAUGACCUUGGAAAUCUGAUUAUUUCAUGACUGACUUGAUCUCAGAAUUAUUUCAUGGUUACAUACCACAGUAAUGGUUAGUUUUCGUUCGUGUAAUUUUGAUUGUUGCUAUCGUUGCUUUUGAGCUAGGGGUUUACUGCUAUUGCAAAAGGAUAAACAUGCAUACUUGCUCAGUUGGUACGAUGCCUUAUGCUUGUGUUGUCAUGCUUAAUAAUUAUCCGUCGCA